This is a messenger RNA of Zychaea mexicana, 890 nucleotides long. RefSeq lists its product as uncharacterized. The coding region runs from base 157 to 801 and encodes 214 amino acids. Gene Ontology annotation, cellular component: replication fork protection complex. The record is from RefSeq and is a predicted model, not a curated record. Lineage: Eukaryota; Fungi; Mucoromycota; Mucoromycetes; Mucorales; Lichtheimiaceae. Gene Ontology annotation, molecular function: single-stranded DNA binding; DNA replication origin binding. The transcript is spliced from 3 exons. Gene Ontology annotation, biological process: DNA replication initiation.
CUCAAAGCGAUCGGGCUCGCCAAAGUAGAAGAAUCGUCUGUUCACGAAAAGCGCAGCUUUCUCUCUAGUGCUGGUUGCCUAAUUUGUCCCACUUUGGUUAAAUUUCAGUAACACAAUCUUUUCUUUAGCGCAACACACUUUUCGCAUAACAAUAAAAUGGACACUGCAUCGGACAAGAUCAUUUCUAAAAUACGAAUGCUUACGCAAAUACGAUUAAAAAAAGGAUACACGUCUUCACCCGACCUCGAAUCGAAAUUCUUACCAAACGCAUUUAUUCCAAUUGAUCAACUCGAAAGUCACGCCGCGAAAUUCAGCUCGAUUCAAGUGGGCAAAAAGCCAAGCGACGACUGGUGUACCGUAGGCGUUAUUGAUCGACUCAAAGUGCAAGAAGACAACAAAAAAUUCUGUGUGGCACGCAUAAGCAACAUGUGCGGUUCCUAUUUCCACCUAUUUAUCUUUGGCAAAGCAUACGCGAAAUAUAAAAAAGAUCUUGAGGUGGCACGUGUCGUUGGCGUUUUUAAACCCAAGGUUGCCCGGUCUUCGGAUGUCAAAGCAGAUGUCGCGGUCUCCGUUGACAGCAAGGACCAGCUGCUCAUGAUCGGUGAAAGCGAGGAUUUGAUACAGUGCUCACACAUGAUCUUGAAGAAUAAACAGUGUCAAGUCAUGCUGGAUGGCCGGUCAGGGACCUUAUGCGAUCAUCAUAUCGCAAUGGCUUGUAAAUCAUCCAAGAAUACGCGCAUGGAGCUUGCGUCAGGGUACGUUAGACGAGAGGGGUGGGGGUGGCGGGUUAUUUUCACGUAGUGUUGGGGAGUCGUGUGCGUUAUACUUCUUUCGUUCUGUCUAGGGAGUGACAGCGCUCUUGAGGUUCGGUGGGCAAAGGUAUCGUCGUC